This is a messenger RNA of Amblyraja radiata (thorny skate), 6619 nucleotides long. RefSeq names its product Down syndrome cell adhesion molecule homolog. The transcript has 30 exons. Gene Ontology annotation, biological process: cell-cell adhesion. Bases 543 to 5864 code for a protein of 1773 amino acids. The record is from RefSeq and is a predicted model, not a curated record. Lineage: Eukaryota; Metazoa; Chordata; Chondrichthyes; Rajiformes; Rajidae. Gene Ontology annotation, molecular function: protein binding.
UUGGUGACUUUGAACGCAUCCUGCAGUAGGAUUACAUGCACCACACUGCAUUUACACUAGAAUUUCUUCAACAAAAAAGAUUUGAUGAAAGAAAAGUUAAACAAUUCAAUAAAACCAUAUCCUGCAAGUUCAGACAGCAAAAAUAUUGGCUGAAAACUAAACAAAGCUCGGUUGUAAUAACAGAACUAAUAGGAAAACCUGCCAUGGCAUAACAUUAUUUUUAUAUCAACUCAGUGCUUUGUUGUGCUUUGCCACUCAGGCAUUCUGACGAAAGUAAUAUUGUUUCAUAAUAAGCCCGGCAGGAGAGGAAUUAAUCGUCUCUCAAUUCCUUCUGUUUUUCAGGAUCUAGAUUCCACAUCACGCCUACUGGAGCCUUGUAUAUAUUAGACGUCCAGAACGAGGACGGCUUGUACAAUUACCGCUGUAUCACGAGGCACAGAUACACCGGGGAAACACGGCAGAGCAACAGUGCCAGGCUGUUUGUGUCAGAUCCCGUCAACUCGGCCCCGAAGGUUCUGGAUGGGUUUAACCACCGGGCGGUCAUGGCAGACCAGCGGGUUGUGUUGCCGUGCAAGGCCUCGGGCCAGCCCGCGCCCAAGUACCGCUGGGUGAAGGACAACGCCCCCCUGGAGCGGGGCAACCGGUUCAGGCAGACGGUCACCGGGCUGCUGAUCGUGAAGACGGUGCCCGCCGACACUGGCAACUACAUCUGUGAGGUCUGGAACAGCUUUGGCAACGCUGAGGUGGUCGGCCGGCUGAACGUCAAACAGCCGCUGAAGGCAACAGUGAGCCCGCGCAAGGUGAAGACCAGCGUGGGCAGCCGCGUCUCGCUCUCCUGCACCGUGACCGGGGCCCAGGACUACGCUGUCCAGUGGUACCGCAACGGCAAGAUCACCGCCCCGGGCAAGAACGUCCACAUCACCGGGAGCAACCAGGAGAACCUGGCCAUGGACGGAAUGGCCAACAGCGACGGAGGAGCUUACCAAUGCUUCGUGAGGAAAGGGCGCGUGUCAGCACAGGACCUGGCCCAAGUCAUUCUGGAAGACGGAACGCCCAAGGUGAUCUCGUCCUUCAGUGAGAAGGUUGUGAAUCCCAACGAGCCCAUCUCGCUGAUGUGCAACGUGAAGGGCACUCCCUCCCCCACCAUCACCUGGACCCUGGACGACGAUGCCGUCUCCAGAGACGGAAACCACCGCCUCAGCCAGUACAUCACCAAGGAGGGCAACGUGGUCAGCCACCUCAACGUCACCAACACUCAGGUCCGCGACGGCGGAGUCUAUCGGUGUGCGGCCAAUAACUCUGCCGGAGUCGCCAUGUAUCAGGCUCGAAUAAACGUAAGAGGACCUGCCAGCAUCCGCUCCAUGAAAAACAUCACGGCCAUUGCAGGCCGUGACACCUAUAUCCACUGCCGGGUGAUCGGAUACCCUUACUACUCGAUCAAGUGGUACAAGAACUCCAACCUCCUGCCUUUCAACCACCGCCAGGCGGCAUUCGGGAGCAACGGCACCUUGAAGCUCUCCGACGUGCAGAAGGACACGGAUGAGGGGGAGUACAUCUGCAACGUCCUGGUCCAGCCACAGCUGUCCACCAGCCAAAGUGUCCAUGUCGCUGUCAAAGUCCCACCUUAUAUUCAGCCUUUCGAAUUUCCAAGAUUCUCCAUCGGACAGCGUGUCUUUGUUCCGUGCGUUGUCAUCUCGGGCGAUCUGCCGAUCAGGAUUACGUGGCAAAAGGAUGGCCGCCUGAUUCCAGCCAGCCUUGGAGUCACCAUUGAUAAGAUCGACUUCACCAGCUCCCUGAGGAUCUCCAACCUCUCGCUCAUGCAUAACGGGAACUACACUUGCAUUGCCAGCAACGAUGCAGCGGCAGUGGAGCACCAGAGCGAGCUGAUCGUCAGAGUUCCACCUCGCUUUGUGGUGCAGCCCAGUGACCAGGAUGGAAUUUAUGGGAAAUCCGUCACCUUGAACUGUUCUGCAGAGGGAUAUCCCGUUCCGACCAUAGUGUGGAAAUAUUCCAAAGGUGCGGGCGUCCCACAGUUCCAGCCCAUCACGUUGAACGGACGUAUCCAGUUACAGGUGAAUGGGUCUCUCCUCAUUAAGCACGUGCUGGAGGAAGACUGCGGCUACUACCUCUGCCAGGUCAGCAACGACGUGGGAGCUGACGUCAGCAAGUCCAUGUACCUCACCGUCAAAAUACCGGCCAUGAUCACGUCUUAUCCAAACACCACCCUGGCGACCCAGGGCCAGAAGAAAGAGGUCAGCUGCACCGCUCACGGGGAGAAGCCCAUCAUUGUCCGCUGGGAGAAGGAAGACACCAUCAUUGAUCCCGAGAGGAUGUUCCGUUACAUCGUGUCCACCAAGGAGAUGGGAGACGAGGUGGUUUCCACACUACAGAUUACUCCAACAGUGCGAGGGGAUUCCGGAUUCUUCUCUUGCCAUGCGAUCAAUUCCUACGGCGAGGAUAGAGGGCUGAUACAGCUUACUGUGCAAGAGCCUCCAGACCCUCCAGAGAUCGAGAUACGUGAAGUGAGAGCGCGGAGCAUUGCGCUGAGGUGGAGCAUGGGCUUUGACGGCAACAGUCCCAUCACCGGCUUUGACAUUGAAUGCAAAAACAAAUCAGAUUCCUGGGAUGCUGUGCAAAGGACAAAAGAUGUGUCGCCUCAGUUAAACCAGGCCACCAUCAUUGAUCUACAUCCAUCAUCCACCUACAACAUUCGCAUGUAUGCAAAAAACCGCAUUGGAAAGAGCGAGGCUAGCAACGAGCUGACCAUCACCACGGAUGAAGCAGCCCCGGAUGGUCCACCCGCCGACGUUGUCCUCGAAUCUUUGUCUUCUCAGGUUAUCCAAGUGACGUGGAAGGCUCCGAAAAAGCACUUGCAGAACGGAUUGAUCCGUGGUUAUCAGAUUGGUUAUCGGGAGUACAGCACUGGCGGGAACUACCAGUUCAACAUCAUCAGCAUGGAGACCACAGGAGACAGUGAACUCUACACCCUGGACAACCUGAAGAAGUUCACCCAGUAUGGAGUGGUUGUUCAGGCCUGCAAUCGAGCCGGCACCGGGCCAUCCUCUCAGGAGAUCAUCGCCAUCACAAUGGAAGAUGUUCCCAGCCGACCACCGGACAACGUCCAAGCCACCGCCAUCUCUCCGGAGGUCAUCUCACUCUCCUGGUCAAUGCCGCCAAAGGAGGCACUCAAUGGGAUUCUAAAGGGAUACCGGGUUAUUUACUGGGCCAACCUGCCGGACGGAGAGCUUGGAGAGAUUAAAAAUGUCACAACCACCCAGGUUACUCUGGAAUUGGAUGGACUUGAGAAGUAUACCAACUACAGCAUCCAAGUGCUGGCCUUCACUCAGGCAGGUGAUGGAGUCCGAAGCGAACAGAUCUUCACACGUACCAAGGAGGAUGUUCCAGGUCCCCCCGGUGGGGUGAAGGCAGCAGCAGCCUCCGCCACAAGCGUGGUCGUUUCGUGGCUCCAUCCAUUGAAGAUGAACGGCAUCAUUUGGAAGUACACCAUAUUUUGCUCCCACCCAUACCCGACAGUGAUCAGUGAAUUUGAGGCCUCACCAGACGUCUUCUAUUACCGGAUCCCUAACCUUAGCCAGAACCACCUGUACAGCAUCUGGGUCGUUGCGAUCACAGCAGCUGGGAGGGGGAAUUCUAGCGAGAUCAUCACCGUGGAGCCACUCGCCAAAGCACCAGCCCGGAUCCUAACAUUCAGCGGCACCGUAACCACACCAUGGAUGAGAGAUAUCGUGCUGCCCUGCAAAGUGGUUGGAGACCCGGCACCAGCAGUCAAAUGGAUGAAGAACAGCAAUGGAACGCCAGUCCCUGUCCUAACCGAUGGGCGCAGAAACAUCUUCAACAACGGAAGCUUUGUCAUUCGCACGGUGAAAGCAGAGGACUCUGGGUACUACAGCUGCAGGUCAAGUAAUAGCUGGGGAUCAGAUGAGAUCCUCCUCAAUCUCCAGGUGCAAGUUCCACCAGACCAACCUCGUCUAACGGUCUCCAAGACAACCUCCAAUUCCAUCACGCUUUCCUGGAUACCAGGCGACAAUGGCGGGAGCUCCAUUCGAGGUUACAUCCUGCAGUACUCGGAGGACAACAGUGAGCAGUGGGGCAGCUUCCCCAUCAGCCCCAGUGAACGCUCCUACCGCCUGGAGAAUCUCAAGUGCGGCACCUGGUACAAGUUCACCCUGACGGCGCAGAACGGAGUGGGGCCCGGCCGCAUCAGUGAGAUCAUCGAGGCGAAAACACACGGGAAAGAGCCACAGUUUGCCAAGGAGCAGGAGCUGUUCUCCAGCAUUAACACCACGAGGAUCCGGCUGAACCUUGUCGGCUGGGUGGACGGCGGAUGCCCCAUCACCACGUUCACGCUGGAGCACCGGCCGUUUGGGACGGCGGCCUGGACCACGGCGCAGCGCACCACGCUGUCCAAGGCCUACAUCCUGUACGACCUGCAGGGAGCCACGUGGUACGAGCUGCAGAUGACGGUGUGCAACAGUGCCGGCUGUGCGGAGAAGCAGGCGGAGUUUGCCACCCCCAACGACGAUGGGAGCACAAUUCCACCGUUGAUUAAGUCAGUGGUGCAGACUGAGGAUGGAAUGGCAACCAACGAGGAGCUGAAGAUGUUGGUGACCAUCUCCUGCAUCUUGCUGGCUGCCCUGCUCCUCUUUGCCCUGCUCCUUGUGGUCCGAAGGCGCCGGAGGGAGCAACGUCUGAAGCGACUGAGGGAUGCCAAAAGUCUUGCUGAGAUGUUAAUGAGUAAAAACACAAGGACGUCCGACACGCUGAAUAAACAACAGCAGACGCUGAGGAUGCACAUUGAUAUCCCACGCGCUCAACUCCUGAUAGAAGAGAGGGACACCAUGGAGACAAUCGAUGACCGAUCCACUGUGCUACUGACGGACUCUGACUUUGGUGAAGCUGUGAAGCAGAAAUCGCUGACAGCGACACACACUGUGCACUACCAUUCGGUCUCACAGGCCACCGGGCCACUGGUGGACGUGUCAGACGCUCGGCCAGGAACCAAUCCCACCGCCCGCAGGAACGCGAAAGGGGCGCCGUCGGCCCGCAACCGCUAUUCCAGCCAGUGGACGUUGAACAGACCCCACCCCACUAUGUCUGCCCACACUCUGACCACCGACUGGAGGAUGCCAGCUCCACAAGUGGCGGGAUCGGUCGACAAAGAGAGCGAUAGCUACAGCGUCAGCCCUUCCCAGGACACAGACAGAGCUCGGAGUAGCAUGGUCUCCACGGAGAGUGCCUCCUCCACGUACGAGGAGCUGGCACGGGCCUACGAGCACGCCAAGAUGGAGGAGCAGUUGCGGCACGCCAAGUUUACAAUCACGGAAUGCUUCAUAUCGGACACGUCCUCGGAGCAGCUGACAGCAGGGACCAACGAGUACACGGACAGCCUCACGUCCAGUACUCCCUCCGAAUCGGGCAUCUGCAGAUUCACUGCGUCACCGCCGAAACCUCAGGACGCUGGGAGGGUGGCAAACAUGGCUGUCCCAAAAGCACACCGACCAGGUGACCUUAUGCAUCUGCCGCCGUACCUAAGGGUGGACUUCCUGAUUCACAGAGGCAUUGCGGUUCCCAGCAGGGAGCUGGGUCAAGCGCAUGCCUGCCUGGAGCCUCAGAGACGGGGCACCAUGAAACGCACACAAGUCAUGGAGCCCAUCCCAAUGGAGGCGGCAGGCAGGGACGUGCAGCAAUGGCAAUCAAGCACCACAUCGACAUUACCUCAGAGGGAGAGCGCAGAACGUGGAAAAGGCCCCAAGUUGAGCAGCUCACAGGAAUCGCUACUGGACAAUCGCGGCCACUUGAAGCAAGGGAACAACCCCUACGCAAAGUCCUACACACUGGUAUAACAAAUGCAUGUCUGUACGAGGCUGUAAAUAGUUCAAUUGAAAGCUACCUUUUUUACUGGUUCCAAUAUUUAUAAUCAAAAGAUUUGCCAAAAUAUUUAAAAAAAAAUUAGAUAUUUGCAAGGACUUUGUUGUGACAUGUCUGAGCAAAUGAAUGUCUGUGCAUUUUUUUUAAAGGAGCCCUCUGGUUAUCAGAUAUGCACAGAUCGUGGUGUUUUUACUCAUUUCCUAUGAAAUGCAUGGAGGCAGAGUAGAGAGGCAUUGACAUUAGCACAAAAAAGAAUUACAGUGAGCGGAAAAAAAAAAAUUACAAAACUUCUGUCACCUGCGAACAUAACACGUAAAUAGUUUAAAUACCGCACAGAUAAAAACGAAAAGCUACAUUUGUGGUUGAAACAGCGAUCCCUGAUUGAUUGAAGAGUUUGCAAGCAAGUAACUGAUCACCUUUCACAGUCAGUUAGAAGCAGAGGCUUAAAGUAACACAGCACUGAAGGCGGCCGAUUGGGUCCAUUUUGCCGAUGUACAGAGACACUCCCCGACUUACGCCACAGGUGACUUGCGUAAACUCACACUUACGGAAAACGUUCCGUACUCAGUCCCCAGCGGAAAUCUAGGCAGUUUGUCAACUCUACAACGCUGUACGAUCACUCGCAUGUACAUCAGAAACAAGCCGGCAGUGUUCACCGGCAUGGUGGCGCAGUGGUAGAGUUGCUGCCUAUCAGCGCUUACAGCGCCACAGGCCCGGGUUCGAUCCUGAC